Coccomyxa subellipsoidea C-169 is the source of this 3594-nucleotide messenger RNA. RefSeq lists its product as hypothetical. Gene Ontology annotation, molecular function: DNA binding; DNA-binding transcription factor activity. NCBI's taxonomy places the organism in Eukaryota, Viridiplantae, Chlorophyta, Trebouxiophyceae, Coccomyxaceae. Gene Ontology annotation, biological process: regulation of DNA-templated transcription. The transcript has 18 exons. The coding region runs from base 1 to 3594 and encodes 1197 amino acids. The record is from RefSeq and is a predicted model, not a curated record.
AUGCAGGGAGCGGACAAUGACUCUGAUCUGCUGCAGAACUCAGCGCUGUUUGGGGGCAGCGUGCUCCAUGGAGAGCCUGUGUCUUUGCAAAAGCCUGAGGGACAUGGAUUUGGGGGGUCGGGGCCCAGCUUCCCUGGGGACUCUGGCAUGGGAGAGAGGUUGGGGGCCAGCGGCAGUAUGCAGAUGAAGAAUGACCCAGCAGCCGCCAUGCCGCCCAUUCAGCUGCCGCCAGGCUUCCCAAACUGGCCUUCGCCAAGCAAUGGCGCUGGCGGGCAGCAGCUGAAUGGGAUGGGGAAUGGGCAGCCUAGCGCAGCUGGGAUGCACGGCGCCGGAAACUCGAUGCCCAAUGGCGGCCAUGCCGGGCCGAGCCAUGUGCGCCACCACAGCGAUGCAAGCAGCAGCGGGGCUGGAGCAGCGGCUGGGACCAUGCCCAUGGUGCGCCAGGGCACCGGUGGGCCCAACAAGUCUCGCUAUCGGGGUGUCAGCUACGACAAGAAGAAACGCAAAUGGCGGGUGCAGAUAAAGGUUGCUACUUUGGGGAAGAGCGGCGUGUCUGUUGGCUACUACGACACAGAAGAGGCAGCUGCCCGUGCGUAUGACAGGGCUGCAAUUGGGCUCUUGGGGCGCAAUCAUUCUGCGAUCACCACAAAUUUCCCUCUGCAUGAGUACGACAAGGAGCCCGUCCCACAGCUCAUCGGCAAGACGCGGGAGGAGGUGAAGGCCACGCUCAAGAGUGAGCGGGCCAAAGUGCCCCGGCGGCGCUUCAGCAGCCGGCAGCGCACCAGCCGCUUCAUGGGCGUGGGCAGCAGCAACCGCAAGAACCAGUGGCAGGCCCGCAUUCUCGUGCACGGCAAGGUGACGCACCUGGGCUACUAUGAGACGGAGGAGGAGGCGGCGCGUGUGUACGACAGGGUGAGCAUCAGCCUGCACGGGCCGCACGCGCAGACCAACUACCCGGCCGCCGAGUACGAGGGGCAGGACUGCGGCGAGUUCCAGGGCCUGGCAAGGGAGGAGCUGCAACGAGCCCUGGGUGUCAAACCCAUGGACAAAUCCUCCCAGUACCGGGGCGUGAGCAAGAAGAAGGGCAAGUGGGAGGCCAAGGUGAUGGUGAACCGCAAGUGGGCCUACAGAGAGCUGUUUGACAGCGAGGAGGAGGCCGCGCGAGCCUACGACGAUGCGGUGUGGCGCCUGAAGCCCAAGGAGGCCAAGAGCUACAUCAACUUCAAGGAGCGCUACUCCGCUGAGCGCAUGCGCACCGCUGGGAAGCCCCGCCCGUCACGCCAGCUUCUUCAGAGAGGCUCGCAGCACAGCAGUGACUCGCCGCAGGGCGCAGCGUCCUCGCCGUCAGGCAGCCUCGUCUCGGCCGACGGCGGCCCCGGCAACGGCAACGGCGCGAGCGCGUUUGGGCGUUCGCUGCCGCCGCUGUCCCCCGCAUCGGCCGGGGAGGCCGGCAUUGCGCGCGUCAGUAGCGGCCGCACGCUGCGCGCGUCCGACCUGGUGCGCACCAACAGCUCUGCCAGCAGCGAGGAGCCCGCGAUGAUGCGCCGCCACUCCUCCAGCACGGGCGGCCUGCCCUCGUCCCUCAUGCAGGGCUUUGGCAGCACGCGGCCCCCCAGCCCCGGCUCCUCCGAGGAGGCCCUCUUCCGUGGCCACCUCAUGGGCGUGCCCCUGCCCGGCCAAGGCGGUCGUGCAGGGAGUCCAGUGAGCAGCACGGACGAUGGGCUGGCGAGAAGAAAAGGGCUCCCGGGGCUGCUGCCGCCCCAGGGGCAGGACAGCGCCACAUCGAAGAACUCCCUGCCCAAGUCUGCAUCCACCUCCCACCUGGGCGGCCUCAACCAGAUGCCUCCUGGUCCCAUGAACAUGGGGUAUUUCCCGGACGGGAGCUUCAUUCCUUUAGGGCCCACUGGGGAGGGCCAGCCGAGUGGCUACAAGCCUAGUCAGAUGCCGUCUGGGCUGAGGAUGCUUCGCACCAUGUCCACGCCCCACAUCGCUGUCUCCCAGGGCGCGCCCAUGCAGCCGGGCAUGGCCCCCUACAGCAUGUACAGCAUGGACAACUCCGGUGGCCAGGGGCAGUAUAUGAUGGGGGCGCCCCCGCAAUAUGUCACGUCCUCCAUGCCAUACGGUGCCAUGCACGGCGGCUAUGAGGGGCCUCAGGGCGCGAUGCGCAUGCGCCACUCGGCGUCGGCCGUGGAGCUGCCUCGGUCGGGCGGCAUGCAGGCCGGGGGAGGCAGCUUCCAGCAGCAGCAGCAGCCAUUCCCCAUGUAUGGCCUGGGCGCUCCCAUGGCGCCCCUCACCGACCUCCAGCACCUCAGCAGCCCCCGCGCCUCCCAGUCUGCUGGGCAGCUGGCGUCAGGCGGCAUGAUGGUGCGUGUGGGCAGCGAGCAGCACCUCAUCUCCGACCAGCCCCAGCAGCACAUGGGCCGCAACCCCUCCGACACUCCCUACCCUGGCCAGAGCGGCUCGCCCUCUCACCGCCCCUACUCCCCCUCCCCUGGAAGCAUGCCCAGCCCGCUGAUUGGCGGCCUCAACGGCAGCCUGGGCCUGCGAUCCCAGAGCGGCCUGUCCGUGGGCGAGGCAGGAACGCCGCGCAGAUCGGGGCUGCCCCCCCACCCGCCCAGCCCCGCCGCAUCCCCCAGCCACCACAGCCGCGCCCAGCUGCCCCCCCACUCUGGCCCCCACCAGCAGCCCCCCUCCGACAUGCAGGCAUGCAUGCACCUCAUGAACUUAAGAAACUCGCCAGACUUGCCUUGGGAGCGCUGGGCUGACUGGGCAUGUGGCACCCAGGUGGACGCACUUGAUGAGAAGCCUUUUAGCAUGGACACCCUGCAGCAGCAGGCGCAGGAUCAGUCACAGAGCGGGCAGCAGCAGAUGCCGGCCCUGCCGCAGAAUGCGCCGCUCACCUUCACCAUGGUCAUGCCCGGCUCCAUGGCUGCCCAGGACGAGGGCAUGGGAGGUAUGCCGCGCUCGCUGUCGAUGUCGCAGCUGCCCAUGCAGUACCGCAGCCCCGGCCUCAUCCAGUUCAGCGGCGGCAUGACCGUCCCUGGCUCCAUCCCCGCGCCGCAGUGGAUGGGUGCGGGGCAGGAGAUGGGCCAGGAGGGCGCUGCGGGCACUGCUGCGGCCUGGCGCUGCGAUUACAGCCUGCCCAGCGGCCAGCUGACGGGCAUGGGUCAGCGCUCCGCGUCCGCUUCCAACCUGGCCGCCAUGAACCUCCCUCAGGGCGACUGGUGUGGGUCCCAGGACCAACUGCAAAACGGCGCGUCGCUGGUCAAAUCGGCGUCGGUGUCGAGCCUGGGCCACCUGUGCAAGCAGUACCGGGCGCAGCCCUUCACGGCCACGCUGCCCACGCUGCACGCCGACAAGCCCACAGACGGCAUGGGCGCUGACCCCUCCCCAAACACCCUCGACGCCAACUCAUCCCUGCUGGAUGACUUGGCCGGGUCUGCAAUGGUGACGGAUGGCAAUGGCAUGGAGGGGUGCCCGUCGCCUCUGAGGGCCGUCCAGAUCGGCGGCGAAGACCUCACCAUGUUUGAUCACACUGGGGAGGGGGAUGGCACUGACUUCCUGCUGGACCCUGACCUCACCCCCGAUGACUGA